Molecule: messenger RNA, 3368 nt
Organism: Larimichthys crocea (large yellow croaker)
Lineage: Eukaryota; Metazoa; Chordata; Actinopteri; Sciaenidae
Product: U2 snRNP-associated SURP motif-containing protein
Exons: 24
Coding region: 502-3099 (865 amino acids)
Biological process (GO): RNA processing
Cellular component (GO): nucleus
Molecular function (GO): RNA binding
Source: RefSeq, a predicted model, not a curated record
AAUAUUAAUGAGCUCGCUCGGCCCGCCCCCCGCAGCUGCAGCCGGAUGUGUCGCCUCUGGUCGGGAUGUUGUGAUGACGGAGCCGCUGUGGUCGGAACCGACAUGACGCGAUAAGUGGACACACACGGUGUAAGUCCAGCUCAUCAGAACCGAGCCUGGAGGCUAACUACAGACUGUUAGCUCACCACUGUUAGCAUCUGCUAGCUGUUAGCCAAGACGGUUCUGUGUGUGUGUGUGUGUGUGAGAGAGAGAGAGUGUGUGUGUGUGUGUCGGUACCGGGUGGUUCUCCCGGUACCGUCAGUGUUAGCUCCACGUUAGCUCGGCUCAGCUCGUCAUGAAUGUGAGCUAACGCUAGCAGACCGGACCGGCAGGGUUCGGCUGAGGCCUUUGAAGCUGCCCGAGGUCCGAACGGACCCGAACCUCGACCAGAACACACAGACCCGGUUCUGUGAGGUCUGCUGGGCUUUAGCGAACUAACGAGGACAGGACAGCAGCUUGACGAUGGCCGACAGGAAGAGGAAGUCUGCCACUGUGAUGAAAACAAAGAAAGAACAAGACGAGCUGAAGAAGAAGGAGGACGAGAAAGCAGCCGAGGUGUUCGAAGAGUUCGUCGCCUCGUUUGAGACGAAUAAGAAAAGCGGCGUGAAGACGUUCGUCCACGGAGGACUCGCCAACCCAACCACAGAGGACGAAGCCGCCGACCUGAAGAAGAGUCAGCUGUACCAACCCGCCGCCAGGUUCGUCCCCGUGUCCCAGCAUGCAUCACCAGAGCGCAGGAAGUCUACCUUUAAAAGGAAGACGGACGAGAAGAAGAAGAAGAAGAGCAACCUGGAGCUGUUCAAAGAAGAGCUGAAGCUAAUACAAGAGGAGCGCGAGGAAAGACACAAGAGGAAGAAGACUGACGGAGGAGGUGGUGGAGGAGGAGAUCUGGACGUCCUGCUGUCAGGACGAUCGACGCUGUACGAUGACCUCACCGUGCCGACCACCACCAACCUCUACAUCAGCUGCAUCAGCCCGAAGAUGAACGAGGAGAUGCUCUGCAAAGAGUUCGGAAAGUACGGCCCGCUGGCCAGCGUGAAGAUCAUGUGGCCACGCACGGACGAGGAGCGCUGUCGGACCUCCAACCGAGCCUUCGUGGCGUUCAUGACCCGGAAAGAUGCAGAGCGAGCUUUGGCGGCGCUGGACGGUAAAGUGAUCAUGGGCUUUGAGAUGAAGCUGGGCUGGGGGAAACCGGCUCGCAUCCCUCCUCAGCCUCUCUACACGCCGGUCGGGGUGAGGGCCACGCCGCCGCCUCCGUCCGGUCUGCCUUUCAAUGCUCAGCCGAGGGAUCGCUUCCGCAACGACUUCACCAAGCCGCUGGGCGUAUCCAAAGGAGACCUCGACAAGAGUCUGUCCGAGGCCGUGGUCAAAGUGGUUAUCCCGACAGAGAGGAAUCUGUUAUUCCUCAUUCACAGGAUGAUCGAGUUCGUGGUGCGUGAAGGUCACGUGUUCGAAGCCGUGAUCAUGAACAGGGAGAAAAAUAAUCCAGAUUACAGGUUUCUUUUUGACAACAAAAGUCAGGAUCACGUGUACUAUCGCUGGAAGCUCUUCUCCAUCCUCCAGGGAGAGUCGCCCACUGAGUGGAGGACCACAGACUUUCGGAUGUUCCGGGGCGGCUCCAUCUGGAGACCCCCCAUCCUGAACAGCUACUCUCAGAGAGGUGAAGAUCAGGCAGAGGAGGACGCUCCACCUGAGGAGGAGGUGAAGAAAGGGCAGCUCAGAGCGGAACACCGUCAGAGGCUGCAGACGUUACUCAAAGAGCUGACGCCGAGCAGAGACCACGUCGCCAAGGCCAUGCUGUUCUGUCUGGAGCGAGCAGACGCCGCAGAGGAAGUCGUCGGACACGUCACGGACUCUUUCUCUUUGCUUCAGACGCCGCUUCAGAAGAAGGUCGCCAGGCUGUAUCUCGUGUCCGACAUCUUGCACAACUCGUGUGCCAAAGUAGCCGGAGCUUCAUAUUAUCGUAAAUACUUUGAAGCGAAGCUGACGCAGAUCUUUGGAGACCUGAACGCAGCACACAAGAACAUCCAGGCCCGGCUGCAGGCUGAACAGUUCAAGCAAAAAGUCAUGAGCUGUUUCAGAGCGUGGGAGGACUGGGCCAUCUACCCGGAGCCGUAUCUCAUCCACCUCCAGAACAUCUUCCUGGGCUUCACCAAACCAGUCGAGGAGCAGAUCGACGCGGUCGAGGUUGAUCUGGACGGGGCGCCGAUGGACGGCUCGUCUUUGGGUGGGGUACCUCUGGACGGAGUCCCCGUGCAGGACCUUGAUGGCUGUCCGAUGGGCUGGGACCCGCUGGACGGAGCCUCCGUCGACGACAUAGACGGCGUUCCUUUAGGAGCUGCCAUUGAUGACAUCGACGGGAUGCCUCUGGACGACGGCGGCGUUCCUCUGUCCAGAGUGCCUUUGUCUAAGUGGGAGAAGUCGGCUGAUCCUGGGACAGUUUUUCAAGACAAGACGGAGUCCAAGUGGGACAAGGUGUCAACACGGGGCGGAGAAGAUGAAGUGAAUGUAAGCGUCAACUCACAGGAAGGAGACGAGGACUCGGAGAGUAACAGCAGCGAGGACUCGUGCAGUUUGUCCAGAUACGACAGCGCAGACUUCCAGAGCGCCCUCCGAGGUUUUCAGAUGUCUGACAGCAAAAGAAAGAGGCUGCGAGAGCUGGAGGUGAAGGUGAUGAAGAUCCAGGAUGAGCUGGAGUCUGGUUGGAGGCCGAGGAAGUCCGGAAUGAGCAUCCAACAACAGGUGGAGCUCUACAGGAACAAGCUGCUACAGAAGGAGUUUGAAAAAGACGACGAAAAGAACGAGACAUCGAAGUCUAAAGACGACAGGAGAGACAAGGAGAAAAACAAAAGAAGUGAAGACGGAGACAGAAGACGACGGCGACGGAGUCGAGACCCUGACAACCACGCCAGGAAGUCCAGGAGCAUCUCCCCUUCAAAGACAAAGUCUCCAAAAUGGUCCAAACGUUCGCGAUCACCUUCCCCAAACCAGAAGACGGCCAAGUCCAGGUCCCGGUCCCCACAUUGCUCCCACAAGAAGACAAAGAAGAGCAAACAUUGACUCUGGACCUCGUCAUCCAUGAUCCUGGUUUACACGCUGACCCUGCAGGACACGACUGCUCUCCUGAUAUCAGACACAGCUCUGGGCCCAGAACCCAGAACCCGGAGACCCGGGUCCAGAGCUCACAGUACCUGCGCUGAUUCGCCUCUUUUGUAUGACGAAGUUUGAACACUGUAACUGAUUCUCUCUAUUUUUGUUUUAAUGUUUGUUUUUAAAAUGAAACGUCGCUGCAAAGUUCUGACACUAAAUAAAUCACUGUUAGUGACGAG